AUGGCACCCAACGAUGAAGAGUCUCGCAAGGCUCUCGCAACACUCAUAGCAACAGCUACAACCCUCCUCGAACAACUCCAAUCAACACUCACCACCAUCCAACGCAACCCACAAACCCCAACAACACCCUCCUCCUCCGCCGAAACAACCUCCAUAAACGCCCUAUCCCUCGCCCGCGACACAUCCCUCCUCAUCCGCGCCCACUCGACAAAAAUCUCCCUCCUCAUAAUAAACGAGCCCUUCACUCCCAGCGCCAUCAGCACGGUGGUCCGCGAGCUCAUCAAGGGUCCCAUCCCCGGCCUCGCCACCGCCGCGCAAGCCUGCACUCCAGAUCUCUACACCAGCGUCGUGCGGAAAGAACUAGCAUACCGCUGCCAGAAAGUUCUCGUUGAGCUGUGGGGUUUGUUGAAGCGUGUGCCGGAUGAUGGGAAGGUUAUACCGUCUGUGGAGAGGAGUGGGAGCAAGGGAAGUUUGGUUUUGACGGGAAAGCUUUGGGAUGCGUGCGAUGAGGUUGUCAAGCUUGCGGAUCUGGGGGUUGGCGGGUUUUAUGUGAGGAAGGCGGAGGAGUGGAGGGAUACGCUCAAGGAUGUUAUGGAGGAGUUGAAGGAGUGGGGAGAGGAGGAGGAUGAAGAUGAAGAUGAAGUCGAUGGUCUGGCCGAUGAUAUGAACAACACGUCACUCACGGAUCAAGAAAUGGUCGACGAUCUAAUGAACUCCUCCUCCGCCAUCCCCAAAUCCGACCCCGAUAAGAUCCGACCCCGUCUCGACUCAACCCUUAAGCGCCUACGCAUGAUCGUUCUUCUCUACCAAGCCAUCUCCAAGCGCCGCUUCAAGAAGCUUCCCAAGGAUACCACCACGGGCGACAUUCCCUCCAAGUUGGACAAAGCAGCCAGUGUUCUCGAGACAUUGCCGCAUAAAUUUGGAGAUUUGGCCGGCGCGUUCUACGAGCUUGACGCAGAAGAGAUCGAUUCGCUCAUGGAGGAUUGUUUUGAGAGUGCGGUUGGUGUUAGUGAGGUUCUGAAGCUUGGGUGGGAGGGGGAGAGUGAUGAGUUUAGUGAGUGGAUGGAGAAGUUCAAGGUGGAAGUCAAGAAGACAUAG
Fusarium fujikuroi IMI 58289 is the source of this 1098-nucleotide messenger RNA. RefSeq lists its product as uncharacterized. Gene Ontology annotation, cellular component: nucleus. The record is from RefSeq and is a predicted model, not a curated record. NCBI's taxonomy places the organism in Eukaryota, Fungi, Ascomycota, Sordariomycetes, Hypocreales, Nectriaceae. Bases 1 to 1098 code for a protein of 365 amino acids. The transcript has a single exon. Gene Ontology annotation, biological process: regulation of cell cycle.